Paramuricea clavata is the source of this 339-nucleotide messenger RNA. The record is from the annotation of a GenBank genome assembly. NCBI's taxonomy places the organism in Eukaryota, Metazoa, Cnidaria, Anthozoa, Malacalcyonacea, Plexauridae.
AUGAAUUCUUUGCUUCAAAAUGAAUCUGGACCCAGAGGACAGGAAUCUCUGGUCGGAAUACAGGAAACCGAUUUCCAAAGAAUUCGGCAUCACCGCAAUACAAGAACGUUUCUUGUGAGUGCUGUAAGCGUUGGGAUUUUCGCAACAGCGUUGAUACCAUUUGAAAUAUGGUGGAUUUCUGAUGCCAAUAAUUUUGGAAUUUUUAAAAGCGACUACGCAGGCUGGUUUUAUCUUUCGUAUAUGAUUGGCUCGUCAUCUGUUAAUCCUUUCAUCUAUGGAGUGUUGGACAAGAAACUUGUUGAAAGUUUUAAACGGAGUGUAAAAAGAAGGAACAACUAG